AUGAGGGUCGUAUCCCAGCUAUUCUCGGUCUCACUCGGCCCUGACACUUUUGCGCGAAUCGGCUUGGACGAGCGGCAGGAGGUGUCCAAUCGUCUCUACAAGACGUUGACGAAAAGGAUUUCGAGCACGAUAGAAAAGCUGGCACCGAUUGCCCAGCUUCGUGAAGUCGCCAUCUUCAACUUCGAAUCGCAUUUCAUCGAGAAACCACGCACAGAAAGGGACCGUUGCAGAGAGUUGGCGGUGAAGCGUGCGCCAGCAGUCAGGGCGGCGAUGGACUGCUUGAGAGAGAGCCCGGCAUUUAAAGGCGACGAUGGCAAAGACAAGGUCGUGGCGUUGGACGGGAGAGUGUUUCCGCCGGUCAAGUGGCAAGAGAUUAUCGACGCGGCCGCCAAGGCUCGUGCGAAAAUGCACGAGUGUGUCCUGUACUACGUCUUCAAGAAGAAAAAACUAAAGGGCACGACCAAGAAGAAGGUUUUCUCCAUCCCGGCUAGGAACAGCACCAACAAGGCCACGAAGAGUCAAGGGAGGUCGUCUGCACUGAAGGACUCCGUCGGCAAUUCCUACGCUGGGGGCCAAGAGUGGAAGGUCCUCAAGCUGAACAUGUUUGAUGCCGCCAGAGAAGGCGGGGGUGUGGUGACACAAGACCAGAUGCUGGAAAUGGUGGCGUCCAUAGGAGCGGCCACGCCGUACAGCAUGGCGAACGCGACGGGAGGAGCCAAGCACGCCAACAAGGCGGCAGGUCCAGGGAAAUGGGUCAGAGAGCAUGGUGCCGAUGGAUUCGCAGACGACCCGUUUUACGAAGCCGACGCCCAUGGCGUGGGUCUCCCCGUUCCUAUCCACCAAGGGGUGCACCCGGAAUAUCUCGAGAAGGGAACUGCGGGGAUUAUCGACUACUUCAGGAAGCAGCUGUUGUCGAAGUGGCUGCAGUCGACGGAGCUACUCGUGGUUGGCUACGACCGACAGGAACUGGUGCCCGUGAUCAAUGGACACGAACAGCUUGGGAGAAGCGAGAAACUUGGUGAGCCUGAUCUGAGUGCUGAUCAUCCACCUGGUGUAGAUGUCGAGGGCAUAGGUCUCGAGAUGGCAAGGGAAGGUGCCGGGGAGGCGCUUCCCGAAACUGAACCACUCCUUCACUUUCGAGACGGAACCGACACGAUCGAGGGCGUCGAGCGCCAACGUGGGCCAGACAUCGGCGAGGCGGAGCUCUCCGUGAUACACUUCAUCGCUUGGGCGAAGAAGUACUGGGGGAAAAGCUUCGACAAGUGGGUCGUUUCAUCGGUAGACACGGACCUGUGGAUGAACAUUCUACUGGCGAUGACAACUGGUUGGCUCACGCCCCGUGGCGAGAGGGCAGUUGAUGUGACAGUCCUGAGGGUCGUGGGUGGCGAGACCAAGUUCCUGUGGAUGAACAGAGUGUUCGCCAGCAUCUGCGAACUCCAGGACGAAAGCGAGUCCGCGUGGCCGCCAUUGAUCUUCGGGAGCUGGAUUCCCACGGACAACGACAAGAUGUGGGUACUCGUCCUUAAGAGCGUACGGACGGAAGGUUUGUUUGAUAAGCCGUUGUUCUUCGAAGAGUACGACGGCACGUGGGCCGUGGAUGUCGACGAAUGCGCGAAGCUUUUGGCGACCUUGUUCUUCUACAAGGAUGAAGCGGCGUUUGGCACUGCUCAUUUAACUCCAGCCCAGGUGGUCCAAAGCGUCGAUGGCGACGUCGAGGCCUACGUGAGCGUGAUCCGCUACGCCAUCCUCCAACUCCCCAAGAAGAAGACGACCGCCACCUGUCCGUCAUAUUAUUCCUUGCGCAAGAAGGCCGAACGGGGUAAUGCCAUCUUCCGGUACUGA
This is a messenger RNA of Ectocarpus siliculosus, 1842 nucleotides long. The record is from the annotation of a GenBank genome assembly. Lineage: Eukaryota; Phaeophyceae; Ectocarpales; Ectocarpaceae.